Messenger RNA from Oldenlandia corymbosa var. corymbosa, 2118 nucleotides. Lineage: Eukaryota; Viridiplantae; Streptophyta; Magnoliopsida; Gentianales; Rubiaceae. The record is from the annotation of a GenBank genome assembly.
AUGGAGCAAUAUCAUCUUGUCAACAAGGUUUCUCGUUUCUUCCCUUCUUCAUUCACAUCUUCUUGCAAAUCAAAUACUACAAGUGCACCAGAUGUUGUAGAAAGCUCCAUUUCCAUCACCAAAACCAACACCAGAAAAACAUUUCCAUAUAAUUAUGCAAUCCAAAACCCCAAAAAACCUUUUUCAAAUGUAGCCCACAAAAACAGCAUGAUCAAACCUGCCAAAGGGCCAAAAACCCUUCACAGGAAUGAUAUCAAAGUCUCAAGAUUUCACAAGAAAUCCUUGCUUUUAGGGUCUGAUGCAGACGGACGAAAAUGCCCUCCUGUCACUCCAGUUUCAUCAACUAAGAAGGCUUAUUCCCAGAAGAAAGAAAAGGUUAAAAGUAGUUCAUCAAACAGUGGGAGAUGGUUCAGCAGCACAACUACUGAUGAUGAAGAAGAAGAAGCUGGAUUGCUUGAUGGAAAAUCAAAAUCUGGUGCAAAUUCUUUCAGCUUUUCUUCAUGCUCUUCGGAAUCUUUUCGCCAGAAAGUGCUAAAUAUUAAUCCAAGUACUAGCUGGAGCAAAAGAUAUGAUAACAAGAUUUUCAGCGAUUCCGGCCGCUGCUCAUCGGCAUUAUCAGCUCAUUCAGUCAAUCAUACAGUCCUCAGUCAAUGCAGCCAGCCGGAAAUAAAAGGCGAAAAAAUCAUCAUGGAAGAUGACGUCAUUCUCAUGGCCGGUUGUAAGGAUUUGACUGAACUUUACUAUGGCGGUUUCCAGAGGCAGAAGAAAUGUCGGAAACACGCCGUUAAGUCUCGCCGGAGAAGGGCUAACAAGAUUCGGAGGAGAAGAAAAAGGGAAACAGUUGUUGUUGUUGAUGAUGAUGAUGAUGACGAUGAUCUCCUUGUUGAAGAUAGUUAUGCGGUUGAGAAGAGUUCAAGUGAUCCAUAUGGUGAUUUUAGGACAUCAAUGGUGGAGAUGAUUAUGGAGAAGCAGAUGUUUGGAGCCAAAGAUCUUCGGAAGUUGUUGGAUUGUUUCUUGUCUUUGAAUUCAUCUUAUUAUCAUAAUCUCAUUGUUGAGGUCUUCAUGGAGAUUUGUGACACCCUCUUUGAAGAUUUUGGUGGCGAUGGUCAAGAUUACAGCAUAUUAUUUGCUACAGAUGAGGAAUUUGCAAACAAGGAUGAUGCUGUUGCUUGGGUGAAAGGCAUGGGCAUGGCAAAUGAUUCGAAGACACAGAACACUGGGUGUAAAUUUAAGUUAUAUGUGCACCCAGUGGAUGGGAAGUGGCGCAUUCGGGUGUAUCCUGGUGAGUUUGGAAUGCAUAACCACGAGCUGUUUGACGAAGAUCAUCCCACGAGGGGCCUUAGCGAUGGAGUGAAACGACUUAUACAGCGACAUCUCAACAAGGAAUUGAAAAUUGAUGCCAAGAUUGCAAAUGGAUUUACAUAUGGGUUGUGGAAAGAUGUUGUGGAAGCUAAUAACCUGGAUGAGUACAAUAAAGUCAUUGCCGUAAUAAACCGUCGUUGGCAGUCUUUUCCGAGAGUUCUUACUUAUAUCCAGAAGACAUGGCUAGUGGUUGACUACAAAUUCGUCAAGGCAUGGACGAAUGCUGUGUUUCAUAUGGGCAACACUACUACAGGUAGGGUGGAAAGCGCGCACAAGCAGUUAAAAACCUGGCUAGAAACAUCCACGGCGUCCCUGGAUACACUUUGGGCUAAGGUGCACUUGGAAAUUCAGAGUCAGCUAACCGAAAUACGUGCUGGUACGAGUGCUCCUACCGAUGUGGAUGACGAGGUCCUUUAUACCGGAUGGUUGAUGGAAGAGCUGAAUGAGUGUCCUAAGGCAGUACGACGUACUGUAAAUAGGGUUCUCCACGAUAUUAUGCAUCCAGAACAGUGUGGGUUCAAACAACCCGAGGAAGUCAAGAGAAGGAAGGGGCGGCCUAAGGGGGCUAAAUCAAAGAAAAAAACAGAGGCCAACCCUGUUGCCCAUGAACAAUCCCCACAGAAAAAAGCAACUCCUAAUGUGUGGGAUUACAGGGACGAGGCGCAAGGAAAGUCGACCACAGUUACUAGCGAUUCAAGUAAGAAGCGCCCCUCGUCUUCAGGUGGUCGUACAGAUGCAUCCACAGGUACAUGUUAA